Trypanosoma rangeli is the source of this 1074-nucleotide messenger RNA. RefSeq lists its product as uncharacterized. The record is from RefSeq and is a predicted model, not a curated record. Lineage: Eukaryota; Euglenozoa; Kinetoplastea; Trypanosomatida; Trypanosomatidae. The transcript has a single exon. The coding region runs from base 1 to 1074 and encodes 357 amino acids.
AUGUGGCGCGACCAGCCGAAUAUAUUGCGCGCGCGACACACUGGCAGCACUUUUUAUUUGCCCGGAGGGGGCACUAGCAGCGAGCAGGGUGGAUCCGUGCCACAGGAGCCGUGCGAGUACUCCCUCCCUAUAGUGAAUCCGCAUGACAUACGGGACUGCUUGAGCACCGCGGAGCGUGGUUCGUCUGACACGAAUGUAGUGGCGCUGCUUUCACGCUAUCGGGUUGAGAACGAGAGGCUUCGAGAUCAAUUGAAGGCGCAUGCCGUUCACGAGGCACUACUCGAGCAGCGUCUACACGAACUGAGCGCCAGAAACACCGCCCUUUAUUUGCAAGAGUUUCGCAAUAGGGAAAGCGAUUCUGCUCUGGACGCGCUGAGAAAACAGCUAGAGGAUCGCGAGCAUGAGGUGCGUGCUCUGCAGCGCCAAAUGGAGCAGCAAGCGGGACGCAUUGCUGCAUUUGAGGAAGUCGUUUCACGUCCUUCGCGGAACUCGGACGCGUCCCCGGCGACGCCUUCAUCGUCAUCCUUGUCGUCGUCGUCAUCGCGUCGCACACACGAGCUUUUGUGUCAGAUAUUAAGCAGUAUGGGGUUUUUAAGAAGUGUGUUUAGUGCAGUUAAGCAUUGCCGAACAGUACCGCAUGAGGAAUCAGGGUGCUCGCGCCCACUGCAAGAGUGCAUGGCACGUUGCCUGCAGGCUGCCCUGCGGGGUAACCAGGAGACGCUGGGGGAUAUGCUGGCCCGAGGGCACCAAGCGUCGUGUGAAGAGUUGGCCCUUGCCACUCGUGAGGAAGUGAUUUUUUGUGAGACCUCAGCGGUGCAAAUAGCGGCACAGCUACUUGCCGAGAGUACGUCUCCCGCGACCUUGGGGGCGGCACCCAAGACAACACCCUUACCGCCGUUAGAUGAUGACAGUGCAGGCGCAGCCGAGGAAGAAAGCGAGGGACGAGGGGAUAUGGGCGGUGAGAAGCGUGCUUCUCUCAUAGAACAGAAACCGCCGUCAGCAGAUCUGACGGCAUCCCGCGAGACACGAAAGCCAAAAGCACGGCCCACGGUUGACGACUGCGAGGUUCAGUGA